Molecule: messenger RNA, 4799 nt
Organism: Blepharisma stoltei
Lineage: Eukaryota; Ciliophora; Heterotrichea; Heterotrichida; Blepharismidae
Source: the annotation of a GenBank genome assembly
AUGGUAAUCUCUUUUCUCCUUGUAGUUUUACUAGAAUCUGCAUACGGAGUCAUGCAAGACUUAUUCGUCGCAUACUUAUCAAAGAAUGAAUAUUUAACUCUCAAUUUAAAUGACUUCUUUGAAGGUGAAGAUUUAACCUUUUCUGUUGGUGAAGCCAACUUUACAAGUGAGAAUCUUCAAAUUUUCGAUCCAGUCAGUUUCAAUGCCUCUAAUUCAAUAGAAUAUGCAGGCCUGAGAGGGCCUGCAGUGCAAGAAACUCCUAACCAACGAAAAAUUACCUCUUUUCGAUCCGAAAAUAAGAUGAUUAUGUUUGGGUUUUACCAAAAUUAUAUAGAAAUUUAUAGCUUGAUGCUAACAAGCGGAGAAUUAACUCUCCAUUGGAAUCAAAGCUUGGAAUAUCAACAUAUGGAUCCUAAUAUAUUACAAGUCGCCUUAUUCACAAAUGAUAACAGCAAAUUUGCGGUUAUUUUAUUAGGACAGCUAGAAGAAGUUGAUGGGCAAAACGUGACGAGAAAUGACUUAUAUGUAAUGAAUGUCACAGAUAUAGAAAACCCUGGACUGCCGGUUUUAUUAGAUCUGUGGGAUAUCCGAUAUACUUCCAGUUUAAAAAUUUCAUCAGAAAUACAAAGUACAUCUAUAAUACCCAUUUCUGGGAUUUUUUCAGCAAGUUUUGCGUCACAUAAUGGUAUGUUAUUUAUAUAUAAUUUCAGUGAUCCUUUUGAUCCAGUGCUUAUUCAGACUAUAAGCCGAUAUUUUACUUUACCUAAUGCAGAUAAGUUAAUCCCUUAUCCAAUUGAUUCCUUAAUUUUUGAUGGGCUGAUUUAUAUGCUAGAUACUAAUAUUGGUGUCAUUUUAUAUGAGCUAAAUAGUGCUAAUGGAUUUUUCUUCGAAGAGGCUUAUUUUGAUUUGACGAGGUUCGGGGAUAGUCUAUGCCAUUAUUGAAAAAUAUGAAAACCUAUUAUAAAAACAAUAGAAAUUUUUAUUGAUAUAAGACUAAUAUUAGAAGAAGAUUUGGAACUAAUUAUAGGAUAUUAGCAUAAGCAUUGAAUAUAAAGAAAACGACUAUGAGACAGAUAAUGUAAUUACAGUUGGCACCGAAAGAGGACUAAUUGCUUUCAGUCCUAACCAGUUUGAUGAAGUAUUCUGGGUAUCUAGCUAUGAUAUGUAUGGAGUCAUAUCGCCUAUAUCUAUUUAUAAUAAAUAUAAUUAUUGCUUUAUUCUAUUGGCUAUAUAAAAUAUGAUAGUUAAAAAUUCAUUUAAAUAGGCUUAUAAAAUCAAGUGAGCACGCUUUGAACUAUUUUUUUCUAGAUGUUAUUGGUGAAAAUAACACGUCACUAAUGGUUGUUAGCGAUAGGACACCUCUAGCUCAAGACGUGCUGCUUCAUAUGGACAUUGAAGAUCUUGUAGGAGGGAAUUUUGACCCCAACGGGAUGUGGAAAAUAUUUUAUGGGUACUUUGGUCUGUUUUUUUAUGUCAGAUUUGAUAUUGAUGCUAUAACUUCUUAUUCAUUUACAUUGGAUUAUUGGAAAUUAAGGGUAACACCUGGGCCUCUUUCCUAUCCAGAUUCAUAUUAUGCAGAAAUAAUUGCUGAAACCACAGUUGGGCCAUAUUUAAAACUAUCAAAAUCUAUAGUAGUUUAUGGGAUCCCUGAAAAUAUGAGCAGUAUUCUUUAUAUUGAUGGCUAUAGCCCUAUUCCUAUACAAGCCCUUCAGCUUGAUGUAGAAUUCAACGGGUUUUAUUCAGAAUUAUCUGCCACACCACUAGAUUAUUUUUCAGGGCCAAAUCUAAACUUUUCAUUACAAAUAAAUAGCAUCCCAUCAGAUUUUUCAUUUAAUUAUUCCACAUAUGAAAAAAUCAAUUAAGAUAUAUUAAAUAAUUUAUCUAAAAUAAUAGUAAAAUAAAGGCUAAUUUUAAUAUAAGCAUGCAUUUAUAUUAUAAGCAAUUGUGCAAAGUUUAGCAAAAUAAAAUACUUGCAAAGCGUACCGAUGAAUAUGGCCCUUACUUCAGUUCAAUUAAUUGAAGUUGAAAUUUUUUUAUAUACAGAUAGCGGAAUAUAUACUUUUUACUAUGGAGAAACUGAGCCUGCCUUAUGGCUGUCCUUAAUGAACCCUAUAUCAACUGUAAUAUGUCCACAAGGGUGGCUUGUAUACUCAUUGCCAACGCCAGACUCUCCAUUUAUUAAUUUAAUUGCUGAUGGCACCAAUAGCACCAUCCAGACUUGGAGUCCUAUGACGAAUUGUGACAUUUUUUUCGCUUAUGAGGACUAUAUGAUUUGUGGAGGAAGCCAGCUACUUGAUUUAUAUAAAACAAAUUCUCCUAGCAGCCUUUACUACAAAAUGGUCCAAGUAUCAAGUGAGCUUUUCCAAACCGAUCUCUACAUAAUAGAUGCUACCGUCACUUCUCCGUCUGAAAGCUUUCCUGACUCCUAUCUCUAUAUAUUAGACAAGUUUAAUGGUGUCCACAUCAUUGACUUAAAUUUUAUUUAUAAUGGAGAAAUCCCGAUUCUCCCUUAUAGUAUUGAUAAAAACAAUGUAAUUAAUGCUGUCAGAAUUAUUGGCACCCAAGAGCAGAUAUAUAUUGUAUUUAGCGAUGGAACUGUAGAUGCCUAUACAACGACACUAGUUUUUAUUAGAAGAAUCAGUGGGAAAUAUACAGGGAUUUAUUAUAGCACUCAAAAUAUUGAAAAUUUAUUAUUCAUCCAUAUAGGUGACAGGGUUGCAGUUUUAGAUGGUCUUCAAACUACUCAUAGCAGCUUAAUCAGUUAUAUCCCAAUUAAUGAGUCCUGCCAAUUUGAUGUUUCUAGUGAAUUUGAUAUGUAUUGGGGUAUGAUUGGGACUCUAUGCACUGCCAAUUUCAGCCAAAGUCUUUCAUUUUAUGGUUCAAAUUGCCCAACAAUGCCUUACGACGAGCCUUGUGAACUUUAUAUAUAUGGCGGCAUAAAUAUAACUAGUCCAGCAUCAGCCAGUCAAGCUCAAUAUAUUGCAAACCUAACCCUUGUCGCGUCAAAUGAAGUUUCCUCAAUUUUUUUGCCUGUUUUGCUUAAUAUUUUCCCUGAUGGAGAAAAUAUAUGGAUAAAUGAACAGCUUUGGAAUAUCAGUCAGCAGCUCGUCAUAGACUAUGAUAUUGAAACAAUAUUAGACUUCAGUGGGUUUUACCAAGGACAAAACGUAAAAUCCUAUUUAAAUAUCAAUGGCAAAUACCCAACAUUUAAUUAUCAAGGACCCAACUAUGUCCCAGCUAUAAAAUGGCCACAAAUGAUAUUGACUGAUCAUUAUGAAGGAGACUAUGACGAAACCUUUACAGACCAUACUGUAAUAAAGAAUACUAACAGAGUCAUUGUAACGAGCAGCAUCCAAGGGCUACUUAUUUUUAAUUUGACUGAUAUUCCUAACCAAGAAGGAAUGGACUCUCCAGACAUCCCAAUUGAGCACAUUUUGAACGUCUCUGACUAUAUAAAUGGUACCAACCCUGUAUGUUCUGUUAUUGAAGGAGUCGGCACCCAAGGCGAUUUUACCUUAUUUGUGACUGCUUGUCAGUACCAAAUGACUGAAGAAUUUUCAUGGAACGAAGAAAAAACAGUCAAUUUGACCCUCACCCAGUUUGCCUUGGUGCUAUGGGAAUAUGACUUUGUGCACUGUCAUGUAAAUCGAACCAAAAUUUUAUUAGUAGAAUUCUACCCUGCCUGGCUUAAGGUAAUUCCUUCAGAUAACUAUGAUUUUAUGCUGCUUUCUAUUGAUACUGCUGAUAAAGCUGACUAUGAAAACUAUAGGAAUAACCAUGUGAUAAGAAUUUCUGGGCAUUGGGAUUCUCACACAUUAGACUUAAUCCAGGUAGAAAUCAUUGAUUUCCAUUCUCUAGGGCUCCCAGCAUUUUAUGCUAGUGCUGUAGAUGGGGUUUAUUCAAGCAAUGAUUUGUUUUUAUAUGUAGCUGACCAUUGGUAUGGGAUAAGAAUUCUACAGACACAAAAUGAUAAUGUAAAUGAGAUCAGUGCUAUUGUAGGAGGAUUGCCAAUGAAGGAUGGUGACUAUAUAGUGUCUGUUGGGGUGUGUGGGAACUUUUUAUUUACAGGGACUGUUGGGACGAAAAUACACCAAUUUUUAUUAAACAGCAAGAGCAGCCCUUCGAUUAUGACAAGGUUUUAUCCUUAUAAUAAUACUCUAAAUGAAUAUAUUGGGCUGACUUCUCUUAUAGUCUGCUCGGAUUAUUAUCAGCCGGAUUUUAUAGCGUCGUCAAUCAGAUCGUCUAGGAAUGAGCUUUAUAUAAGGAUUUAUAACACAAAGGUAAGCCAAGCCAACUCAAUAAUGUAUGAUAUGCCGAUUUCUCCUCAGUUAUUGCCAUAUAGUACUGGGAGUGUAGAGUUUUUGAACUCUUAUACGGUUACUGCAAUUGGAGCGUUGACGCCUUGGCUUAGGAGCUAUGUGUUGAAAAAACCAGAAAUAAUUAUACCGAGAAUGACACCUAAUGAAUAUCAGGAAAUGAUGAAAAUAUGGGGAAUAGACACUUUUGAGCUGUUUAUUACGCUAAUUAAUGAAAAUAUGGCACUAAAUACAACCCCAAUUUGCUUAAGGAGAACAAUUCCCGGGAGCAAUGAUAAUGAUGAAGGAUUUCAGUACAACUAUAAUGACAAUUCUUGGUGGAUUUGGUUAAUUCUUGGGUCAUGUAUUUUUAUUAUUCUUAUUCUAGCCUGCAUAAUGGCAAGAUAUUUCUUGAAAAAGAGCAAGCGACCCCCAGUAGAAAAUGAGAGACCAUUAUUUUUGACCAAUUUUUCAGAUUUUGAAAAUGAUGAAUAUUUUGAUUAA